Messenger RNA from Clupea harengus (Atlantic herring), 6815 nucleotides. RefSeq lists its product as uncharacterized. The record is from RefSeq and is a predicted model, not a curated record. The transcript is spliced from 11 exons. The coding region runs from base 139 to 5928 and encodes 1929 amino acids. Gene Ontology annotation, molecular function: GTP binding; GTPase activity. Lineage: Eukaryota; Metazoa; Chordata; Actinopteri; Clupeiformes; Clupeidae.
GAAAUAGCCCAACCUCUACAUUUCUACGCUGUUGCGAUAACGCAGAAAUUAAUUGUGAAAUUGGUGGAUAAAUGUAUGUAGAAGUGCUUUCGGUGAAAUACUGAAGUUUACUUUGACACCAAAGGUCUGUCAAAAAUCAUGUCUAGCAGAAAGUCAAAAAAAAGAAUUGGCUCAACACGACAGCGCAACCUAGGGCACAAGGCAGAAGAAAGGGACGCUAAUGAAGAGCUCACUGAGACAAUAACUGAGACACCAGAUGAAGCCAGUAAUGCUGGAAAAACUGGGGUACUUCAAGAGUUGUCCACUGUCCACCACGUGCAACCAUUGUACUCAGGUGAAGUGCCCAAGUGCCAGCUUGAUGUUGUCUCUGAGAACAUAGAGGGUGACCAGCAUGAUCCAGGCAAGACUAGCACAGAAAAACUUGAAACUGGAGCCCCGGCUGAACUUUGUGAGGCAGAGACAAGUACUUCUGGGAAGAUAAGGAGAAUGGGUUCAACUCGAAGAACCAAGCAAGCAUUUAAAGCAGAAGAGAGGAAAGAGGAGGAGGAAAAGGAUAAUAAUAGCAUGCAGAUAAUACAGGAAGAAUUUAAUAUCACAAGAACAGAGGAUCAGUAUUUAAAAGAAGAACCACAUGCACCAGAGUCAGAUCAGGCUCACACACAUUUGCUGGAAUUAGGUGUCAGUGAAGUGAAGGGACUGACAGAGAGGCCUAGGGAUGAGUCUCCAGGUGAAGAACGUAGACUUUUGUCAGAGCUGGAUGUCAAAACAGAGGCCCAGUAUACCCACUCUCCUCCCCAGUCCUUUGAUCAGUGUCCUACACCAGCAGUAAAUCCACCUUUCUGUGUCACAAGCCCCCAAGAAGAGGGGGAAAGUUUACUCAAACAAUCAUGCUUCAAUUUGUCUGAGGCCAAGGAGAUCUCUUCUACUGAUACAACACAAGAUACACCUGAAGGACUUGAUGGUCAUUACCAACAGAGAGAAGACCAAAGUCCUGAAGAUGUAAGAGAAAGUGAUGAGCAAAGGAGGACAGAAGAGGUCGUUUUGGAGGUGAGUUUAAACAUAGGAGACAUUUCUGUUAAAGAACACAUUAAACACCAUGUAUUGCAUAGAAAGGAAAGCCAAGAAGGAAUGCCAAUUAUGAAAGUAGAUAACAAGCCCCUUAGAGAAAUGGAGGUGGAAAGUGCUGGCAUCCAGAAUUUUUCAUUGCAGAUGCAAGCUAUGCCACAGGGAAGUACAGCGCCAACAACAGCAGAAAACAUUUCAGAGAUUAAAGAUAAUUUACAGAUCUUUCAACCUGCUAAUACCAAUACUGAUGGCACAGUGACAGAAGGCUAUGAUAAGUAUGGAAAUCAAAACAGCUUACAAACUGAACAAACCAUUUCUAUCAAGGUUUCUCAAGAAAAGGAUACAAACUCAGAACUUAAUGUUCAAAGGCCAAAGAAAAGAAUGGGCUCAACCCGGAGAAUUGUCAAAGGAAACAAAAUGAUAGAGGAUAUUGGAAACAGCCAAGAGGAAACGCAUGAGAUGAGAGAGGACACAUUGCUAAAUCCAGAAUUGACUGAAGAGGACACAAAGUUCAGACUAAAGACAGUAGUCAAUGAUAAGUUAGAUAUGGUCUUUACUGUCAAUGAGAGAGGGGCACAGUUAGAAGAAGCAGGCUGUGAGUUUGAGGAACAAGAAAACAAACAUGGGAACCUGAUUCUAGAUGAGAAUACUGAAGGUACACUGAUUGCAAUGGAUGCUGAGGCAUUUCACUCAACAGAGAAUAUAACAGGUGACAGUGGGACAAUGACAAGCACCAGUAGUAGGCAGCUUGUUAUGGAAGGGAACUUGGAUCAUCAUCACAAUGAAAUAGGCCGCAAAGGAGUUACUGAAAUUGCUGAACUGAAUGCCCCUAGAUUGAGAGAGAGACUUGGGUCAACUCAUGAGCCUCUCCAAGGAGAGAAAGAAGUAAAAAGGGAAUACGGAUGUGAUCUCACUGGUAAAGAAAUUGACAGCAAGGAUAUAGAUUUCCAAAUGAUUCCAGGAACAGACAUACUAGCAAUUGUGAAAAGUGGAAAGUUACAAGUAGAGGACAUCGGUACUGAGUCUUUCACAGAUAAACCAACAGUGGGAAGUGUCUGUGAGAGUUUUAGUCCUUUUGAAAAUGAUUUCCUAGCAUCACCUCCUAUGGUAGAUCACAGGGAAGAGAUGGUAGAUAACUCACUGAAUCUGCAAGGAGAGAGUUUUGACUGCACAAAGACAUGCAUGUCAGACAAAGAUGCAGUUGAGAAAGCUGAAUAUUUCACCAAUCAAUCAGAAGUAAGAAUUCCCAGUGACACUUUUAGUUCUUUUGAAGUAGCGGAGCAUUUUAAAGGAGCUUUUGUGAGGGAAGAUGUUGACCAACUCCAAAAGCAUGACGAGGGAAAGGCAGAAAAUAGUCCAGAGUCACCUGAAGACCAGGAGAGGAAAAAUAGUACAAACAUGGCUGUAUCAGAACAGCCAGAGAUUGAGAAUCAAUUAUCAUGUCCUUCUGAAGAUCCCUGUGAAAAUUGUGCUGGCACCUCAGCAGAGGUCAUUGGUGCCAUUGAGAAUACCAAUAUUUUACUCCCUCAGUCAGAAGUUGAGAUUCUAAGUGAGUCCUUUGAUCCUUUAGAACAGAAUCGCUGGUCAUCAUCUACACCAGAUCACAUUCCAGAGAUCGCAGUUGCCUCACUGAAUGUGCGUACAGAGAGUUCUAGCCCUGAGACAUACAGCCCUGAUAUCCAACACUGUGAUGAAGUUGAAAAAGGGACACAGGCUCACAUUCUCAGUUCUACCAUGGAACCAGAAGUAUCAAAUACUAGUACCAACAUUUCUGAUGCAUUGCACAAUGAACAGACCAAGCAGUCUGUUUCUCAAUCACUUACUAUGGAAAGCACAGAUACAUCGGAAAAAACAUCACAGUAUGACGACUGUGAAUCCACCUUCAAACUUCCAUAUCACACAGAAGAGGCGAAUGUAAAACCGGGUGCCUCGAAACAGAAGAGAAAGAUGGGGUCAACCCGCAGGACAAAGAGAGAACAGAAAAGGGAAGAGACAAGUGAAGUCAUGAGUACAGAUGGAGACUAUGCCAAUGAGGACAUCAAUGUCAAAAUGAACACAGAUGCUGACAUCAAAGUAGAUGCAGAAGAGGGAAUUUUAGAAGCCGGCAUCAUAGAUGCCUUAAAGGAAAAUGAGCCUUCCACCACUCAGACAGACGUUGGGCUUCUCAAGAUGGCUUUGAGCUGUGUUGAACAGGACCGGUAUGUUGACUGCAGCCCGUCAGCUGAAGUGAUGUCAUCAUCUGUCCCACAAUGCAAUCCACUGGAGGAUGGGCAAAAACAAGACAACCAACAUCAGUGCCUUGAUAUUACUGCACAACAAUUAGAUGGUAAUGAUGCCGCAAAUCUAGAAGCUGACAAUGAGAUAUCUAUAUUGGGAAAGGAAACAUCAGAGGGCCUCACAACAAGCGAAGCAGAGCCUUUUAAUGAAGCGCUCAUGAGUAAAGAUGUUGACCAGCUCAAAAAGCAUGAGGAGGAAAAGGCAGAAAAGAGUCUUGAGUCCCUUGGUGACCAGAACAAGGAAGACAGUAUAAGCCUGAGGGUAUCAGAACAGGCAGAAGCUGUGAAUCGGUUAUCAUCUCCUACAGAAGUUCACAGUCCAGAUUGUGCAGCUAUCACAGUUGAGGAUGUACGUGCCAGUGAGAAAACAGAGUCUUCCUUCUGUCAGUCUGGUGUUGGGACUCACGGUGAGGCUCUUGAUCCUUUAGAACAAGAACACCCGCCAUCAUCUCCUACACCAGAUCACAUUCCAGAGAUCACAGUUGCCUCACUAGAUGUGCAUACAGAGAGUUCUAGCCUUGAGACAUACAACCCUGAAAUCGAACACUGUGAUGAAGUUGAACAAGGGACACAGGCUCACAUUCUCAGUUCCACUAUGGAUCCAGAAGUACCAAAUAAUGGUGCAGAGGCUUCAGAAUUAGUGCAAGAUGGAUGGACCCAGCAAUCUGAUCACUGCGAAUCCUCCCUCAGACUUCAACAUCAUGAGAAAGAGGGGAGUUUAAAACAGAGUGCGUCAAGGCAGAAGAGAAAGAUGGGGUCAACUCGUAGACAAAAAAGAGAAACCAAUGAAGUAAAUUUGGAUGAAGAAACAAAAUCUUCACAUGAAACUGGGGAGAUGACUGAGACUGAGAUUGAAGUGCAGCAGGAAGAAAAUAUCCAAUCAGAGCAAAUAUCAUCUAGAGAAAAAAUACAUUCAGCUGGUGUAAACACAAUUCCAAUGUCCAUAGGACAAAUUGAGAUUUCCGAGUCAAGUGGGUCCACAGCAGCUGAGGAAACAAGCUACAGCCAACUCUCUCAUGAGGACAGUCAGAAGGAACCCAAAUCCAUGCUUCAGAAAAGAAAGAUGGGCUCUUCUCGUAGAGGUCAAGGUCUGGGAAAUAGAGGGAAAGGAGAAGCAGAACAAGUAGAUGAGCACAUGGAUGACACAUCGAGACAAGAGAGUGGUGGGGCUCUUCUACAAAAUGAAGGGACCUCAAAAGAGAGCUGUUCAGGGUUACUGAAGAACACACAAGACCUGCCAGUAGAGGGUGAGCAGUUACUUGCUUCAGUUCAGUCAAGUGAGAGUCAUCUACAGCCUCUGGCUCAGGCAGAAAGGCCUGAUGAAUUAAUUGAUGAGAGAGUGCCUCCUGCAUCUGCUCAGAGCAAGCCAUCAGUCCUCAGUGUAUCCUCAUCACCCUCCUCUGAGUUUCAAGAGCAUGGCCCAAACAAAGAUCCACAAACCAGCACAAAGAAAAGGAAAAUGGGGUCCACUCGUAAGAACAUGAGGAGACAAGGGGAAGAAGACAAGAGUGACCUCAAAGCAGUUCAUGGAAGUACACAAAGAUGGAAUGAUGACACUGUAUGGGACAGUACGAUUAGUGAUGUGGAAGAUCUGCCAACUGGGCCAACGGAGACAGCCACAAUCCAGAAAAUGACUGAAACUCAGGGGCAAGAGGACACCCUGCCACAUGACGAGAGUGCUGGACAUGGCUCCGCUGGUCAGAAGAAGAGUCCACAGCGCACAAGGAGGAAGAUGGGCUCCAGGCAUGGUGGUCAGGGAUACAGAGGGAUAGGAGGCCUGGAGGAAUCUGAGGAUCAGCCUGUUUGCAAACGCCAAGAGAAAGAUGGCAGCAUCUUGCAGGGCACACAGGAAAAUGUCCAUAGUGAGGGUGUGGAUGAACAAGGGCUUUCUAAGCUAACCUUUACUGGUGAUGAAGAAAGUCAGAAGGUGAAACAACCAAAUCCUUCAGGGGCAAGGAGCAAACUAGAUCUAGAGAGAAAGUAUGGACCAGGUGACACUCUUACUUCCCUGGAAGAGGCAGUUAUGUUUAAUAUAGUGAUGGUUGGAGAGAGUAGUGUGGGGAAGACAUCUUUUAUCCACCAAUUCCAGAAUGGACAGUUUUUUGACGAUCACUCUGCCACCAUUGGUGUUGAUACCUGCAUCCAGACAUUGGCUGUGGAUGGUGAAUUGGUAAAACUUCAGAUAUGGGACACUGCUGGUCAGGAGAGGUUUCAUAGCCUCACCCGCCAGGUGUUGCAUAAGGCCGAUGGACUUAUUGUGAUGUAUGACAUUUCAUCCUCUCAGACGUUUUGUGCUGUUCGCAAAUGGAUUUCCUGCAUUGAGGAAGGGGCUCGUAGUGAGGUCCUCAUCAUGCUUCUUGGCAACAAGAAUGACAGUGAAGAGCGGCAAGUUCUGCAUCCUGAAGGGGAGCGCUUGGCUCAGGAACAUAACUUCCAUUUCAUGGAAUGCAGCGCUGCCACAGGUCACAAUGUUCCACAGGCCAUGGAAGCUCUGGCCAGGUUAUUGAAGCAGACAGUGAAGGAGAGUGAUGAAGAACAUGUGACAUUGCACAAGAAGCCCCAACAGAAGAAGUCAGGUUGCUGCUGAGGCCUCACUCUUUCCAUCGUGUUUCCUAUUCAGUUUAUGUUAACAUAUAGAAACAUCAUUUGCAUACUUUCGCUUAUACAUUGUACAUGCAUAUAACAUAAAUUCAAUUUCUUUAAAAUUAGACUUCUAAAUAAACAAUUUGCACGUAAAAAAAAGCUCAGACACUUUACAUUAUUUCAGUCUUACAUACAAUAUUUCUUUUUUUCCUUUUAUUGACAAUUUUCAGAAAUGUUAAUGUAUCUUCAGUUAAGCACAUUUUUACACAAAUAUUACAUUUUUAUGUACAAAAAUGUGUUACAGUUGUGUGACAGUAAACAAAGGACAAAUUAGAAAAUUUAAAAAUGACCUUUUUUUCCUUAGAGGAAUUCCAUUUCUUUGAGAAGGAACAUCUGGAAUAUAAUCUAUUCUACAGUGUUCCAUUAGUGUUCAGGUUGCCAAACAAAUAGGAAGAUGAGCAGCACAAGACUGAGAAAAAGUGCAAAUACAAUGAAGAACACCUCAGCAGCCCACUGACUGCGCUGCACGCCUGUAACCACCAGGGGGUGUCUGGGGGCUAUCAGAUUAGUCAGGUUCAGCAUGUAGCCCAGAGUCCAGCCAAUGUCUGUGUCGGCAACCUGCGGAAUGCCAAGGACACAUCUCACAAAAAUAAUGAUGCCUAUUGAUCAGACUGUUACAGACAUUGUAGUGCAUUCAUAACACGUUGGAUUAGUAACACACGUGAAUUCGUAGAAGAAGGAAUCAAAGACCCACAUUUUGACUGUCAAAUGUUUUUGUAUUUUAACUUUACCCGUUGUCUUGCUUGAUCAUAUUUAUUAAUGUCAUUUAUUCCCCUAGACGUGAAUAUAUUUUAAUGCCUGAUAUAUUUAAUAAACUUUUUUUGCAUUUUC